AGUUUCACUUGGACACAAGGAUCUUGACCUGAGGGCAUCAGAAUGUUUCUGCCAGUACCCAUCUUCACUCUCACCAUCCUAAACGCAGAUUUGUCCAGCUGAGACAUGUUACGAUUUUUGUGUACGGCAGGGGCGCUAGGACCGUGAGGGAGAGCGUCUCUAAACGUAUUUUCAGUAACAUUUUCAGAAAGUUAUUUGUAAGCGCCUUUGAGCCGAACAGCGGUUGAAGCUACUCACACGGACGGACAGUGACAUUGAGUAGGAAUGAAUACAACCCUAUAGUUGACUCUCAUCAAUAAACUUUGCUUGGACCGAAUUGAUUUCGACACGUUAUCAAAGUGGCGCCUUGCUCUCUGCGGGACUGUGAAGAGAGAGAGAGAUAACGUUACCUGUCACACUGAAGCGAUGGGAGAAAUCUGGAGAAUUGAGAUGCCCGGUAGUUUUGAAGGGGGCGAAAACGUGAAUUGGAUUUAAACACAGAUUCUAACUGUUUAACAAAAAGCCCAGCCCCACUGCAUUUUUCAGUAUGUUCAGUAUACUGCCUCCCAGCACUAUUCUGCAGUAUUGGUGAAUCGCAAUAGUGACAGGGCAAGGUAAACAUCAUCUGUUGUCUUUGGGGUCUAACAACAACCCAAGGAGUGGACACGGGACAAUACUACAUUCACUCAUGAAUGACAAAAGACCCAGUGAGGGGGUUUUCAGGACAAAGCUCUGGCCCUGGGAAGCAGGUUGUUCUCAGAAUUCCAGAGCCUUCACUCAAGGGUCAAAGAUGAGAUGAAGAAUGCCGAUGACAGCAUUCAGUGUUUUGCUCAAUGACCAUGUCUCCACAUCCAAACUCUGGCCUGGCUCAUCUCUCCAUCUUAGCCCUGCUCCUCCCCUUCACUCUAUCAUCCCGAGCUCCCCCUCACCACCUCCCCUCACUGGUGCCCCAUGCACCCCUGCCCCUCUCCCGCUCUCGCUUCAGUUCCCAGACUCAACUGGACUUCACCACUCACUGCAAUGCCAGCUGCUACAAGGGAGAGCAAGAGAGCAGGCGAGAGCACUUGACUGAGCAGCUGGCCUUCGAGACGCUCUACGCAGACGGUUCUCGUACCCUCACCACUGUGGAUGUGGAGGAUGAUUAUGAGGGCACCAUCAGUCCUGCCAUUCAACCUCCACCAACGAGAGGACGUAGAGUUACAAGUAGGCACAGGCGUCAGAAACGACAGAUCUACGGGGCUGAUGGGCGCUUCAACAUCCGCGGUGACCACUUCCUGUUGGACUACCCAUUCUCCACAGCUGUGAGGAUCUCCACCGGCUGCACCGGGGUCCUAGUAUCUCGACGCCAUGUCCUGACCGCCGCCCACUGUGUGCAUGAUGGGAAGGAUUACGUCAAGGGAGCCCGUAAGCUGAGGGUAGGUUUCCUGACUCCUCCGUACAUCAACGGCACCAAGCCCAGCCAGACCCCCACCAAGAAGCCCCUGGUGCGCUGGGUCCGGGUCAAACGCACCCGUGUCCCCAAGGGCUGGAUCCAGGGCCCCCAGGAGGUCAGUAUGGACUUUGACUACGCCCUCCUGGAGCUGCGCUGGCCUCACCGCCGGCCCUUCAUGCGUCUGUCUGUGGCUCCCUCCUCUGACGACCUGGCAGGGAAACGCAUCCACUUCUCUGGGUUUGACAGUGACAGGCCUGGGGAGCUGGUCUACCGCUUCUGUCCUGUAGAGGACGAGUCUAACGACCUGAUCUACCAGCACUGUGACGCCCGGCCGGGGGCCAGCGGCUCGGGGGUGUACGGCCGCGUGUGGGACACGACUCUGGAACGCUGGGAGAGGAAAGUCAUCGGCAUCUUCUCUGGACACCAGUGGCUGGAGAUUGAUGGGGAGAACCGCGACUACAAUGUGGCUGUGAGAUUCACCCCGCUGAAGUUUGCCCAGAUCUGUUACUGGGUGCAUGGGAACCGAGUGGACUGUAGUCAGGACUGAGAGAAAGGGAGGGGAGGGGGGGCCUAAAAGGAGGCUAUGAAGCCCAUGACUGAUAACUAAUUAAAGUAAGCACAAAAUCCCUUAAAGGCGAUGUGGAGAGAAAAUGACUCCCCAACUCAUUCUAUAAAGGGUAAGCGUGAAACUGGAUUUAAUCCUAAUAAAGAUAAAAAAAAUCUACAAUACCAUCGAAGAAAACAGGACUGCUAAACCUUCACGGGCUGUAACAGGUUUUCCUCAGAGGUGUCAACCACUGUGACUAGGAGCCUUGCUGUUUUAUAACUAUGGUAGGAGCCAUUAACUUUCUACUAUGGAAGAGUAUUGAACAGCUUUAGCCAAUGGAGCAAGUACUGGACUUAUUUUCUUUAGAUAUACUCACCCAUUGUUCUCUAUAAUACUGUGGCUGCAUGCUAUUCAACAUUUAGGAUCAAAUGUGUGGGUGUGGAGUUGAUUUUACAAAGAGAUGUGGGGAGGGGACGGUUUAUUUGUUUAGGUAAUGUCACUUAAGGAUGUGAAUGAUUUGAGUACAGGAACUUCUCAUUCUGGGUUAGAAAGACAUACUCAUUCCCAAUGAUCCACAGAGGCAUACCUAGCCACACUGACAAGAUACAGAGCCUCAAUACACCAAACAUGUCAAAAAGGGUCAAAGGUAUCGAUGGUGAAAUCAAUGAAAGUCCAAUUCUGAAAACCUAAGGGAGUGUCUUACUCUGAAAGCUUGCAGCAUAAACAACUUGCGUUCAAGCGGGUUAGGGGAGAAAAUGUUGGUGAUAUUUUUUUAUGCCUAUUUUAAUAAAUGAAGAGAUUUAUCAUAAA
Coregonus clupeaformis (lake whitefish) is the source of this 2768-nucleotide messenger RNA. RefSeq names its product serine protease 23-like. The transcript is spliced from 3 exons. Gene Ontology annotation, biological process: proteolysis. Gene Ontology annotation, molecular function: serine-type endopeptidase activity. The coding region runs from base 813 to 1958 and encodes 381 amino acids. NCBI's taxonomy places the organism in Eukaryota, Metazoa, Chordata, Actinopteri, Salmoniformes, Salmonidae. The record is from RefSeq and is a predicted model, not a curated record.